CACAGGAGCAACUCAUCAGCAGCAGUGAUCUCCUCAGAUGUCUUCAAUUGCACGGCCAUCGGACCCCUGCUUGGUAGCGAUUAUUCUUAUCGCCCGCUCGCGUGCUGGUCCUCGUUUUGUAUUCCAUUACCCGCCGAAACCUCUCAGCGAUAACGCCCCCCGAGCACCAGGGAAAGCAAGGCGCACAUCACGGUCAAAGAGCAGACAAAGCUCGAAAAGUAAUGAGUCCAGUUCCAGCGAUGAUUCUCAUUCUAGCUCCGACGAAGAUGAAGAGGAACCUCAGGUCCAGACACUGGCCCAAACUCCAACUCACGCCGCAGGAAACACGCUGAGUGCCAGGAGGUCGAGCAACUUUGGGAUCGACGAUGUGUCCAUGUCAGUUUCCCCAGGCGGCGAGAGUCAACGACCGGGAUCUAUCGGCUCCUCGAGAACGUAUAUGAAAAAACGUGGCCAUAAUUCUGACGUCGAGAACGAGUCCAACGGGGGUUCUGACAGGCAGGAGGACGGAUCGGGAGGUCCGUCCCGUCCACCAUGGGAAUCAUUACUUGGUCUGCCCGUUAAUGUUUGGGAAAAAUUGCUAAGCCCGUCACGUUCAUGGCAUAAACGGCGCUUUGAAGUUGGAAUCAACGAUCUCGCCCUUGUUGGGUGGCCGGUGUUCAUUCGCGAGGAUGGCGCCUGGAGGAAACAGAGGCGGAAGAAAAAGAAGAAAGGUCGUGCAGAGUGGGAAGGAGGAGAGCUGGGGCAUAACGAGACAACUGAGGACUCCCAAGAUGAUGGUGCUGAGGCAAUCGCCGCUUCGACAGAAACAUUGAGUCCGCAUAUGACGACUGUGAAACACCCACGAACGUCUGUGUCUAGCAAUAGAUCAUCAAAGCUAUUGGGCGAUUCACUGGAUGCCGAUGAUAAGGAUUCAAUGACCAUGUUCAAUGUGGUUUUUGUCCUUGAUCCCCCUUUGCUGGAGUAUUCAAUGCGCCUCCGCGAAGUAUAUGAUAAUAUUAUCAAAAAAUUUACGAAAGCCCUUAAGUGGGAGCAGGCUAGAGCCGACUAUGUUUGGAGGGAGUCCCAACAUAUUUUGCAUAUCAAGGAAAAAGCUAAGGAAAAAAGAAUUCCCCUCAAUAAUCUGUAUUCCGACCUAAUAAACCAGUCAUCUCUUGCAAGGGCAAUGUACACUUUGUUCACCAGCAUAUCUGCCUCAAAGAUCGCAUCCGUCACAUUGAGUCCUGAUGUUUCUAUUUCCCUGCAAAUCCCGCCUUUGACCUCGACUCCUUAUCUUGCUGGUCCAAGCGACCAAGCAUAUCCGGGGCUGUGGCUUACAACAGCGGACAGCAUCACACCUGUGGACGAUCCAACAGCGGACGAAAAUACAGCACCCCACCAAGUGCUGGCUAAAAAUUUUGCUCUACUGUUAUUAGAUAACGAGGCAGCUAUCUUGAAGGAUGUGGAAGCUUCUGGUGGCACUUUAGCUGCCCCCCUAGCCCAUUAUCUUCGAUGUUCCAGACCAACGCAGUCAUUUGUCCAAGUUUCAGCAUCGUCUGGUAUACCACUCUCCACCAUUCAAAUGCUCGCUAGUCACCUGGUUUACUGGAGAAGAGCUCGUGCAAUCCCCCCUCUCCAUCAACGCGAUACUUACAUUGUAUCGCCAAAUUGCGAUCUUAGUAAGUUGGAAGCAGCCACCGCUGCUUAUCAACUCGCUUUUCCAACUCUUCCCAGUCUACCGAAGAUGCUAUCAGCUUUGAGCGGAACCCCGCGGCCUUACGGAAGCUUUAUCCCAAGUAAGGAUCACAAAUUAACUUACUUUGCUAUACUAGCAUGGCUAUUACGAGGCGGCUGGGUUACUCAACUUCGGUCAUUCGCUCGCGUCAAAGUAUCUCCUAAAAUUAAAAUGGCUGUUGAAAUGGCCGUCCGACGAGAGGAAGUAGACCAGUACCUGAGCAAGGGCCGAUCGACAUCGCUCACAUCGGACACAGAGAAGCUUGUUAUUGAAGACGGUUCGGAGGACGGGUUCGAUGACAGCGCGUCAUCUUCGUCGUCAUCUCUCGCAAGCCAGGGCAGCGGCGAAGAAACCCCGAUGCCAAAUCGAUACAAGGUGGAAGACACCCUUGACCUUUCGCACUCUCUCCUUGAUCGAAAUACCUCGUUGAAAACAUCGUCUCUGAUCAUUCUGCCACACCGCGCUUCACCGCUGGAAUCCCGGUGGCUUGACGAAAUUGUCUCCCGCUUUCCCGAGUAUACCAGGUACUCCAAUAACAACGGGAAAGGGGCUAGCCCCGAAGGGGAAUCCGAGUUCGCCGGGCUUCGAACGUCGCUGAAGCAAGUCUGGCCAACCUAUGUCAAAUACUUCAAUGGCUAUGACGCCCUAGAGAAUAUCCCUAUCCGGGAAGCAUUGAAAAGAAAACUGGUCUGGCAGAUUCUCACUCGUCUUGGGCUCAUCACUGGACAGCAAUCAUCCAUCGAGCUAGACUCGAGAGAGCAAGUCCUAGUUACGGUGAGACAUUGGUGAGGGAGAAUGAAAUAACUAGUUAUACCACACGAGACGACAUUCAUCAACCCAGUCUCCAGAAGUCAACCUUAUCUUACUUAUACUAGUAUUUAACAUCUCCCUAGAUACUCCGUAAUACUGUGAUGAACCCAGAAAAAAAUCCCAUCUAAAAGUUUACUCCGUAAAUCCGAGCCAGCACGUGACCAUUAUCCUAGUUACCUAGGUAGGCAUGAACUCCCGUAUUUUCCGGUCCUCUCGGCCGCGGGUACAAU
Aspergillus ochraceoroseus IBT 24754 is the source of this 2751-nucleotide messenger RNA. RefSeq names its product nitrogen permease regulator 3 family protein. The record is from RefSeq and is a predicted model, not a curated record. Bases 38 to 2500 code for a protein of 820 amino acids. Gene Ontology annotation, biological process: cellular response to amino acid starvation; negative regulation of TORC1 signaling; TORC1 signaling. Gene Ontology annotation, cellular component: GATOR1 complex. Lineage: Eukaryota; Fungi; Ascomycota; Eurotiomycetes; Eurotiales; Aspergillaceae. The transcript is spliced from 2 exons.